Messenger RNA from Patella vulgata (common limpet), 2907 nucleotides. RefSeq names its product sodium-coupled neutral amino acid transporter 7. Gene Ontology annotation, biological process: amino acid transmembrane transport. Gene Ontology annotation, molecular function: amino acid transmembrane transporter activity. NCBI's taxonomy places the organism in Eukaryota, Metazoa, Mollusca, Gastropoda, Patellidae. The coding region runs from base 138 to 1553 and encodes 471 amino acids. The transcript has 9 exons. The record is from RefSeq and is a predicted model, not a curated record.
AAUUGGUGAGAUCACAUGAUCACAAAAUGGCGGCCAUGACUUUGUUUUGAUUUUUUUACGUUUAGCCUGAAUUUUCAUUCUUGCACGUUAAAUGGCUAGUUACAGCCGCCUUGUCUAAUUAUUUAUUUUACGUGAUAAUGGCCGUUCAGAAUCCAGAUUACGAGUGGCAAGUUACCAAUUCUUCGUCAGAAAAUGAUCCACUUUUGCCAAAACAGGUGAAACUUGUUGAAGUUUUAGGUAGAGACAAACAACCAGUUCAACAAACAGCAGGUUCAUCAUGGUUCAGUUCAGCGUUUCUGGUGGUAAAUGCAGCUCUUGGUGCUGGAUUGCUCAAUUUUCCAGCUGCUUAUGAUCAAGCUGGAGGCGUGGUGGUCGCCGUAAGCAUACAAUCUAUAUUUCUUGUGUUCAUCGUGGCGGCCAUCAUGAUAUUGGCCUACUGUUCUGAUUUAAAACAAGCGUCAACAUAUCAAGAUGUAGUUUUAUCAGUUUGUGGAAAGAAGGCUCAGACUGGGGCGGCCAUUUGCCUUCUUUUGUAUUGUUUUGGGACGUGUAUAACCUUUCUGAUUAUUAUUGGUGACCAGUGGGAGGAAUUUUUUUUGUUUGUAAGUAAAGAAACUUAUUGUCAUGACACCCCAGUUUAUAUGGAUAGAAGUUUUAUCAUAGCCGUCACUUCACUCCUAUUUAUUUUACCACUCUGUUUUCCUAAAAGAAUUGAUUUUUUAAAAUAUGCCAGUUUUGUAGGCGUGGCUGGUAUUUUAUAUGUAAUGGUUAUGGUGGCUGUCAAGUAUUUUAUACAAGAUCCAAGUGAUAAACCAACUUAUGUUAAAACAAAACCAGAUUCUUGGAUGGAUAUAUUUCUAGUAGUACCAGAUAUAUGUUUUGCUUAUCAGUGCCACGUGAGCAUUAUUCCUAUUUAUUCCUGUAUGGAAAAAAGAAAUUUAAAAGAGUUUUCUAAAACUGUGUCUCUAGCGAUGGUGUUGUGUGUUUUAUGUUAUACUGUGACAGCUACUCUAGGAUAUUUACAGUUUGGACACGGAAUAGCUAGUGAUAUUCUCAUAUCCUUUGACCCCGAUGUCACAGUCAUUAUAGCCGUAGUAUUAAUAGCAGUAAAAACAUAUACAACAUAUCCGAUUUUAUUAUUUUGUGGGAGAGCUGCUUUUGAUUCUGUGUGGAAUAGCGCUUUAAAAUUAACACCAGAGAUUAUUGAACAACGAGAAAGAAAGAUGCGGAUUGUCGUAACGUUAAUAUGGUUUACGAUCACCGUGGCAUUAGCAAUAUUUAUACCAAAUAUAGGCGUAGUCAUUCAACUUCUUGGAGCCUUUGCUGCCUUAUUUAUAUUUUUAUUCCCAGGUAUGUGUUUGUUGAAAUCGAUGUUAGAUAAACAAGCUGCAGGUCCAGAAUUCCAACCCAACUCGAAACGAAUCAAGUUUUUGAUAUAUUUUUCGUUCGCGUUUAUAACAUUAGGGGCGUUUAUUACUGGUUUGACUUUAUGUCAAGCUAUACAGAAAGAUAUUCAUGGAACCAAAGCAGAUACUUCAAAAUAUACAUGUUGAAAUUAACAAUGUUCCCCAAGAACUGUUUCCCAGAAAUAUGCAUGUUCAAAUUAACAAGAGACCCUGAGAACUGUUUCCCAUAAAUAUACAUGUUCAAAUUAACAAUGGAACCCGAGAACUGUUUCCCAGAAAUAUACGUUUUAAUUAACAAUGGUUCCCGAGAACUGUUUCCCAGAAAUAUACAUGUUCAAAUUAACAAGAGACCCUGAGAACUGUUUCCCAUAAAUAUACAUGUUCAAAUUAACAAUGGAACCAGAGAACUGUUUCCCAUAAAUAUACAUGUUCAAAUUAACAAUGGACACUGAGAACUGUUUUGCAAAGAAUUGAGUUGCUAUUUAUUAUCAAGAGCUCUAAAGGACUAAAAAUUAACAGUAAGAGCUGUUUUCCAUGUUCAAAAAAAUAUACAUGUUUAAAUUAACAAUGGACCUUGAGAGCUGUUUUCCAAAAUUGUUUAUGAGACUUAAUUAUUUUGGUUUUAGCAAUGAUUUCCCCAAUAUAAAUAAUUUUGUUCAUUUUUAACAUUCUGUCGAGACGAGUAAAUAUGACCCAAUUGAGAAUACUAUAUGGGUGGGGUGGGGCAAUCAUUUGAACACCCUCCCUUUAUCCUCACAACAAAAUAUACAUAUAUGGAGGGAGUUUGUUCCACCAUUAAGAAAUUAUUGAACGGUGGCGUAUGCAUGAUAUUUGUUUAAUGAGGAGGGGGUUUCUAGGGAUAUUUGGUUAUAGGGGUGGGGCUGGGGGUGGUUCUAGGAAGUGUCAGUGGUGAUUUUUAAUGCAUACCUGUUUAUAAUGUUUAAUUUUAUCAGCUACCUCAUCCCAACAGACAAAAUGAUCAAUGUUACAUGUUUCAUAAAAACAGAAUGAUAAGUAACACAUGACACAAUUAUAUGGAAUACAAGUUGAAGAGUUUAUUUCAGCGACGAUUCGAUGAGGGUUCUCACGUCAUAAUCAAGCAAAGAAUGACAACCAUCGUGCAAUGAAGAUAUAUAUAUAUACAAAACCUGGAACAAAGACAAACAUCUAUAACCAGAGAUAAUCAUUUGGAAACGUCGCUGAAAUAACUUGUAUUACAUAUGAUUGUGUCAUGUGUUAUUCUCAUCCAGUUACUAAAUCCCACCUAAACAAAGAAUGAUAAGGGGAGAGGGGAAGCACCUGGUUCACAAGUUACAUAUAUUAAACUUUCUAUGGUUAUAUUUGGGGUCUGGUUGAUUGUGACUAAACGUUUUGUUCAUCAUGCCACAUUGUCUUUCUAAAAUGUAAAUCACAUUAUUUAUAUAGUAUUUUUGAUCAUGUAUGAAUUAUUAAAACGGCAAGACCCCUUUGAUUUGGGGCAAAAAUAAAAGUGUCAAUUUCA